AUGGGCUUUGCUGUGUCAGGUCAGAAGCGGUGCCACUCUCCUGCUGGGCCGAAGAACUCGAGCCCGAUCAAGGGCAAGGGGAAGGGGAAAGGGAAGGGGAAGGGGAAGUGGAAGGACAAGGGAAAGGCCUUGUUUACCAGUACAUUUUUUGUGGAGAGGGAGGAUGACUCUGAUGAAGAAGAUGAGCUCAAUGGCAGGUUCAAGUCAGAGGAAAGGGAGGAGUCCUUGUUGCUGCCUCCCAAGAGGCAAAGGGUGGAGUGGCUGCACACAUGCACUGUGGAAGGGAUUGGAUCUUCCCAGGGAACAAGCAUCAACAAUGGGGAAAUCUUUGGGCCAGGGGAGGAGGAGGUCAUGGAGCAGGACCUCUCCUAUGAGAUUGAGGAGAGGAUGGAGCUGCACCAGGUGUAUAUGCAAGUGCUGGAGACUGUGGAGGAGCUGGAAGAGGAGCAGCAGGAGCUGGAAGAGGAGCUUUGGGUAGAGGAGGGAGAGGAGCAGGCAGAGGAGCAGGAGGGCCAGAUGUUCCAGAUGGAUACUAUUGCCUCUCUGCCACUGGUACAGGCUCCAUUUUCAAAUGAGGCAGCCACUAUGAAGAUGCUUGAGCUCUCAAGAGUGAGCGGAGAAGCAGAGAGCUUCAAUCCCACCUUUGGUGCAGAUGGACAAUCAAUGCUCAAAGAGCAUUGGGAGAAGAUGGAGAGCUGGGAAGGGGGGGACAUGGGUAGCCCCAUACUUGGAGACUCCAAUUCCUCUCAUGAUGGGCUGGCUGAAUUGAGGGAGGAACCCCUCAAUCCUGUUGAUUUCUACUUCUCUGAGCCACACAACCCUUGCUCAAGCCAUCUCACCUUGCCCUUGAGCAAGGUGUCAAUACAGAUGCGUGUCAAUGUAGAGAAGUGGCAGAACACUUGGUUACUCUUGGCCUUCAGCAAUUGGCUUGCCUGUGGGCACCUGGCUACUACAUCAGGUGCCUUUGGCUGCAAAGUCAUCAAGGCUGCCAUGUCUAGGGAAGUGCACAUCACUUCCUUCCCUACCUUCAGCAUCAUGGCCUUCAUCAAGAGCCCAGGUGUCUACCUGACUGAGUUCCUGGCGCUUCAAGACUUCCUUGCAUCACCUGACGAAGGGGUGACAGUCUGCAUGGUCAAAUCUGCUGUGGUUGGGGAUGAAGUCCCCAAAGCCAAAGUCCUCCAGAGCUGGAUUCACUAUGGUGCCCAGGGAUUCAAUCCCCAUUUGAAGGUGCUAUCCCAUGGUGUCUUUGACAUCCCAGCAUCCCCUCAAGGCAUGGGGAAAAUCAAUUUUGGGGUACCUAAUGCAGUGCAUCAGGUAUGUGUGGACAUUCAUCUGCUGACAAGAGAUAUCUAUGUCUCUACAUCAUUCAUGGGGAAGGGAAGCCUUACACUUCCCCAUAUUGACUUGAUCUUCUGUCAUGUGACAGAAAUUGCAGUGAGGCACAAGCUCAAUGGUGCCCCCAAUAAGCUGUGGUUCCUUGCCCCCCUGACCUUGAAGAAUUUGGCCCUCUUGUCAAGAACAGUUCAAGGCACUGCAGGGCAUGACUUUGGAGCUCAGCUCAUUGCUGAGCUUGAAGAUCUUUACUGGGUCUGCCAGACUGAUGACAUUGGCUUCAUCCUCCCUGCCGGCUGGAUCCAUUGUGUUGAGUCCUUUGCCAUCUUGCUCCAUACUGGCUUCAAGUUUCAACUGGCAAACAUUGGAACAGAGAAGACUGGGCAGGAGAUGAUCAAGGUGCUGGAGGAGGACCUGGCACACUGGGCGCAUGUUAGGUCAGCGCAGGCAUGGGUGAGAGAGGCCCAAAAGGAGCUGGACACUGCUAAAGGCAAGAAAUUUUCUUAUAAUUAG
Dacryopinax primogenitus is the source of this 1845-nucleotide messenger RNA. RefSeq lists its product as uncharacterized. The record is from RefSeq and is a predicted model, not a curated record. The transcript is spliced from 9 exons. Bases 1 to 1845 code for a protein of 614 amino acids. Lineage: Eukaryota; Fungi; Basidiomycota; Dacrymycetes; Dacrymycetales; Dacrymycetaceae.